UCAAGCAAUGAGAGACAGUUGAAUUACAGAAGACAAGAGGCAUCAAGAGUCAGAGGUACAAGACACGAAACACUUAUUAAGAGAUAUGGAAAAAUGGAAAGUGACUCGCAGUUACAAGAUAUAGGAGCAUAA
This is a messenger RNA of Cetraspora pellucida, 132 nucleotides long. Lineage: Eukaryota; Fungi; Glomeromycota; Glomeromycetes; Diversisporales; Gigasporaceae. The record is from the annotation of a GenBank genome assembly.